CACGUUUUCAUUGAACUGAUGAAACUUUGUCCCAUAUUUAGUUGCUCCUACUCGAACUCGAACUCCUACGCCUACUCCCACUCCCACUCCCACUCCAAGUCAUACUCGAAGGAUUCAUGCCAGGAGAAGAAGAAGGGCCUGUACAAGGUCGUGAUGGUGCGGCAUGGCGAGUCCGAGUGGAACCAGAAAAAUCUUUUCUGCGGCUGGUUCGAUGCCAGGCUGAGCGAGAAGGGUCUGCAGGAGGCCUGUUCGGCAGGAGUAGCACUCAAGAAGGCCAAGAUGGAAUUCGAUGUGGCCUACACCUCGCUGUUGACGCGGGCACAGGAAACCCUGGCGGCUGCACUAUCGGCCAGUGGUCAUAAGACGAUUCCUAUCUGCAAGACUUGGCGCCUGAACGAGCGACACUAUGGCGGCCUGACGGGCCUCAACAAGGCAGAGACAGCGAAAAAGUUUGGCGAGGAGAAGGUGAAGAUCUGGCGGCGCAGCUUCGACACCCCGCCGCCUCCAAUGGAGAAGGAUCACAAGUACUAUGACAUCAUUGUGAACGAUUCGCGCUAUUGCGAUCAACUGGAUCCCAAGGAUUUUCCAAAGUCUGAGUCCCUCAAGCUGACAAUCGAGCGCUGUCUUCCGUACUGGAACGACGUGAUAGUACCCCAGAUCCAGGAGGGAAAGCGAGUCUUGGUAGCCGCUCAUGGGAACAGUCUGCGAGGUGUGGUGAAGCACCUGGAGGGCAUAUCUGAUGAAGCCAUCAUGGGCCUCAAUCUGCCCACGGGAAUACCCUUUGUCUACGAGCUGGAUGAGUCUUUGAAGCCUUUAGGCACUCUGAAGUUCCUCGGUGAUCCCGAGACGGUGAAGAAGGCCAUGGAGGCUGUGGCCAACCAGGGCAAGGCCAAAUAGUCGGACUUGAUCUAUCUUUAACCCAUUUUCGAUACCCGACAAAGGUGGACAAGGUCGAAAAUAAUCGAUGUUCAAUCCACUUGCAUGCCAAACAAACAAAAAAACAAUUCGCCGCGGAACUGGGAAUCAAGAAUCGGAAUCUGUGACCAAGAACUGUGGCGAGAACAACAGCGAGCGAAAGUCAUGCAGCAAAUAAAUUUAUUUGAUUUUAAUUGAC
Molecule: messenger RNA, 1114 nt
Organism: Drosophila persimilis
Lineage: Eukaryota; Metazoa; Arthropoda; Insecta; Diptera; Drosophilidae
Product: phosphoglycerate mutase 2
Exons: 1
Coding region: 19-897 (292 amino acids)
Biological process (GO): glycolytic process
Molecular function (GO): intramolecular phosphotransferase activity
Source: RefSeq, a predicted model, not a curated record